AUGUCUAACAUGAUGAACAAGUUCGCUGAAAAGCUACAAGGUAACGAUGAUUCCCACGAGAAGGGCAAGAACGCACAAUCCUCCAAGAAGGAAAAGAGUGACAUGAAAAUGGACAUGGGCAUGGGUCAUGAUCAAUCUGAAGAGAAAAGGAAUAUGGGCAUGGCUCGUGAUCAACCUGAAGGGAAAAUGAACGCUGGCAGAGGUAUUGCAAACGAUUGGAAGACAUAUGAAAAUAUGAAAAAAUGA
Messenger RNA from Saccharomyces kudriavzevii IFO 1802, 246 nucleotides. It is a transcript of the gene SIP18, whose product is annotated as Sip18p. The record is from RefSeq and is a predicted model, not a curated record. The transcript has a single exon. Lineage: Eukaryota; Fungi; Ascomycota; Saccharomycetes; Saccharomycetales; Saccharomycetaceae. Bases 1 to 246 code for a protein of 81 amino acids.